GCUUUUUAUCAGAAAUCGGAUUGCGCAAAUGAAAAUGAUUUCGUUUCUGAGAUGAUGAUGAUGAUGGACUAUGGGUCCCAGUUUACGGGAUCCACUAUCAGUUCGGAUACGAUGUCCGGAAGUGUCGGGAGUGUGCUACCGCGUAUACGGACGGUGCGUUUGGUGCGACCGUCUUCUGGAACGUUACCGCCGCCCAAUCUGACUGCGAGGUAUGGUCCGAAUUUGGGGUUCAGUCUUCGUGGUGGCAGGGAGCACGGGAGCGGAUUUUAUGUGUCGGUAGUGGACCCGGGAUCAGAAGCACACAGGCAAGGAUUAAAGGUGGGCGAUCAGAUCAUAAGAAUCAAUGGGUUCACCAUCGAGGAUGCCGUUCACAAGGAGGUUCUUCAAUUAAUCUCAAACUUUACCCACUUGGUCUUGAAAGUACGAUAUGUUGGAAUGAUCCCGGUUAAAGAUCGAAGAGUCGAUCCUUUAACGUGGCACAUUAUAUCCGAUGGCACUUCUUCGACAAGGUCCUCGCCACAAUUAAGCGACAAGGUACACGACGUGCGAAUCAGCAUUAUGAUAGCGCCACGUACCAAAUUGGGAUGUGGAAUUUGCAAAGGCCCAGAAUGGAAACCUGGCAUUUUCGUGCAAUUAACUAAAGAAGGCGGAAUCGCCCGUGACGCUGGCCUACGUCCUGGUGACCAGAUACUGUCAUGCAAUAACGUCGACUUUACCGACAUCCACUUCAGCGAGGCCGUUAACUUAAUGAAAACCGCACGCCAAUUAGACCUACUGGUUCGCAAAUCGGCGGGCUCCGAACUCUUCCCCAGCGAAUCGAGUGGCUACAACAGUUCCGCAAGCUCAGUUACAGGCGACCAAAGUCCUUCGUGGUCCGAUUUAAAAAGGCUAUCGAUCGUCAAGGAAGAAUCGUUAGAAUUAGAAGAUCGUCUAUCGCAACUCGAUCGGCUAAAAGAAAGCGAAUGGGAGAAGAUGGAGUGGGACGACAUCGACAACGACAGACGCUACCAGUUUAAACCGACCAUAAUUAACCUCUCAGAGAAUGGUACCACAAUUACGCAUAGUGGUUCAGAAGAGUGCCAAAAUUUAGAAACCAAUAGUAAUACGUUAACUAGAAAUAAGGCGAACAAAUUAGCGGAUUCCCUACAAGAGACCAAAACCGUUUUCGUCGAGGUGCACCAAGAGACGACCAAGACUGAAAGUUCCUCAAUUUGUAGCUAUGCGGAGUCUUCCAGUAGUUUAUCGAGCGCUAUUAGUCAGGAGUUAAUCCGAAGAUCAGAGCGUAACAAAAUCCACACGAAGCAGUCAAUCGACGAACGACUGCAAGAACAGAAGACAUUAAAAAGCAUCGACACCGGAAAAGAAGAGCAGCACAGAAAGUUAAUGGACGAAUUUAAGAAGGUACAUCGAAAAAUGUUUAAAUCGACGGACGACUGUGAAAGCAAAGAAAUAAACCACGAAUUGUUGGACAGAUAUGCACCGCCCAAAAGCGUGAAGCGACAAGAAGCCCCACAGGAGAAGUCAUUAACCAGACAAACCCCUGAAGCGGAAUUAACACCACCUCCGCCACCCCCUCCGCCCCCAUUUGAUAAUGGUACAAAUUCACGGCCGCAACCGAAACCCAAAACGCCACCGCCAGUUCCUGCCAAGUAUUCAACCCUCUCGUUCGCGAAAGACGACUACCAUCAACCACCGCCAUGCCCGACCCCCGACUACGACACGCUUAGCAUUAAUUCCGCAAAUCCUAGUCAGAACGACUUAGUCGAAAUGGAAUCUCUAGAAUCCUACACCUUAACUAAUCCAAACAGUCAACCGCCGAAACCCCCAAACACGUUCUUCAAUAAACCACCCCUCGGUUCUCGAUUAUCCAAUGGAUCCACCACCAGCACGCUAUCGACUAAAAAGCAGCGUCCCGUCAGCGUGACAAUUGGCGAGUACCCAUCGGGCAGCUUGAGAAGACAGCCCGGAAAGUUGGACUUCUUACAGAACGGCAAUGGCGACGGAGGUCCAAAUGAGUCGAUUACUACUCAAUUCGCGUCGGAAUUGGCGCACACGUUACGAAGGUCCAAUUUGAGAAGGCGAACGGAAUCCAUGGAAAACCUUCUCAAUAAUCAACAAAUUCAGCCACAGACAAAUGGAUCGGUAACAAUAUCACUAAACAACGCAAACAAAUUGCCAGAAAGCAACUUUAAACUACAGGAUACUAGUAACAAGUCAAAUCGCGUCACCAUUAACAUAUGCUCAAUGGAGAAGAAGGCGGACGUCCCCAAUGGUAUCUUGAAGAAUGGGAAUGGUAAUCACACUUUCCACAAUUCGAAUCAUAAACCAUUAGUUCAGCAGAAGAGCAUUACAUUCGGGGAGAUGCCAACAGUCAUAAACGAUCAACUGCUGCAGGCCUAAACGAAAACCCAUCACAAAGUGCAAAACAUGUGUAUAUUACUCUUAUUUGUGAUUAUAACUAUUUUUAUUACGUCACUGUUAUUCGCUUAUUGUUAUUUUGUCAAUUAAAUGUCAACUUAGUGUAACUAAUUGUAAUGUCAUAAAGUUCGCAAUACCGAAA
Molecule: messenger RNA, 2560 nt
Organism: Photinus pyralis (common eastern firefly)
Lineage: Eukaryota; Metazoa; Arthropoda; Insecta; Coleoptera; Lampyridae
Product: harmonin
Exons: 12
Coding region: 52-2400 (782 amino acids)
Biological process (GO): rhabdomere development
Cellular component (GO): stereocilium tip; cilium; stereocilia ankle link complex
Molecular function (GO): protein binding
Source: RefSeq, a predicted model, not a curated record